AUGUGGUUGCUGUUCACGAGGCCGGACAUCGCGCUGCCUUUGAACAAGCUGCAGAAGAUCGCCCACUCACCCACCGAGAGGAUGUGGAACGCGCUUGUGCGGAUCAUGUCCUACCUCAACGAGACGAAGGACCUCGGGAUCACCUACGUCCGCGGAUCAGGGCUAGACCUAGACGUGUUCGUCGAUUCUAGUUACGCCGACAGCACCGUUGACAGGCGUUCGACGACGGGGCUAGCCGUGACUGUAGGUGGGACCGUAGUGUGCGCAUCCACGAAGACACAGCCAGUGACGGCUCAGUCGACCACGGAGGCAGAGUAUAUUGCAGCCGGGGAGGGCGUGAAGGAAGCGUUGUUCGUGCGUGGUGUUCUGUCGUUCAUUGCGCCCGAGACGAGCGGUGCCACGAUCAGGGUCCGUGAGGACAACGAGGGGGCUCUCGCGUUGGUGCAGAACCCUUUCAGCUCGGCGAGGAGCAAGCAUAUCGACGUGCGGUUCCACAUUCUGAUUGCCGCAAUAGAGAGGAGGGGACACACAGACUGUACGACUGUACAGUACCCGACACCUCCUCACCCGAUCACAUUCAGUGGCAGCGACCGGGUCUACUUCAUCCGCGAGCUCUUCAAGGCGGGCAAGAUCACCGCAGAUUAUGUCUCGACAGAAGAGCAGCACGCCGAUAUGCUGACCAAGGUCCUUGGUAGGGGCAAGUUGGAGUACCACCGGAGGCUCUGA
This is a messenger RNA of Ectocarpus sp. CCAP 1310/34, 726 nucleotides long. The record is from the annotation of a GenBank genome assembly. Lineage: Eukaryota; Phaeophyceae; Ectocarpales; Ectocarpaceae.